AUGUUACGAUGUGUUGGAGGAUGGGGGAGGAAUUUGGGCCGGUCAGGGGUUCUGUUGCGCACUGAUGGUGGCCCAUUCAGGGGAUUUACGAGGAAUAUUGGGCAAGUGACUACCGAUCUCGAGAACAUCGGUCCAAAGGAUCAGCCCAAGGGUAAACCCCCAGCUAGUAAAGUGGAUCGGUCGCUGCUCAAGACGGUCGUAUGGGUUGUUAUAUUUGGUUCUAUCUUGACACACGUUGUCGAUAAGGAGAAACAAGUCGAGGAUAUGGAGAGGAGGUAUAAUUUAAAGAUUCAGAUAUUGGAGAACCUGAUAUCCAGGGCUAAGACUGGCGAGUCUGUCAACACUACAGAGGAACUAAAACUUGUCAAUAAGCUCUUUGUAAAGGAUAAAUCUUUGAGCGUAGAGGAGGUGAAGGGAGAACUCGAAAGAUCAAAACUUCCUCAAGACGACCAUAGCGCAGAGGUUCAAAAUGAGGAGUCCCUCGAGGAUAUUUGGAACGAUAUCUUAAGGGAUAUAAAUAGUGAGCCGAGAGAAACUUCCAAGAAACAGUCAAAUAAGACUAGACAGCCUACUACGCAACCAGAUAUAAUUAAGGAUAGAGCACUACUGGCCGAGAUAGCACAGAAGGAGGAGGAGUACGUUAGUUAUUCACCCACCUUUGACAAACAUACAAUAGUGGAAGAUCCCGGAAGCUUCGCCAAAGCUGCAAAGGAUACAAAUGUAAACAAAUUCUUAUAA
Huiozyma naganishii CBS 8797 is the source of this 738-nucleotide messenger RNA. RefSeq names its product Ina22p (gene INA22). Lineage: Eukaryota; Fungi; Ascomycota; Saccharomycetes; Saccharomycetales; Saccharomycetaceae. The record is from RefSeq and is a predicted model, not a curated record. The transcript has a single exon. Bases 1 to 738 code for a protein of 245 amino acids.